Molecule: messenger RNA, 2447 nt
Organism: Dicentrarchus labrax (European seabass)
Lineage: Eukaryota; Metazoa; Chordata; Actinopteri; Moronidae
Product: myocyte-specific enhancer factor 2A
Exons: 11
Coding region: 394-1767 (457 amino acids)
Biological process (GO): positive regulation of transcription by RNA polymerase II; heart development; cell differentiation
Molecular function (GO): DNA-binding transcription factor activity, RNA polymerase II-specific; protein dimerization activity; RNA polymerase II cis-regulatory region sequence-specific DNA binding
Source: RefSeq, a predicted model, not a curated record
AGGAGCCAAACCCUCGCGCUGCUCUGAGUUAGUUUCCUAAAUGUAGCGGUCGAGGCUCUGACUGUGUGUGUGUGUCCACCGGAGACACUUUGAUAGAAAACUCUCCGUGUUUACAGACGCGUCGGGAAGGGCACAUGGAAUCUCAGAGCUAGAGGAGGAACUGUUGUCUGUAAAAAUCGUUUCCCCCGUGUCCAUCCUCCAAGUUUCAGGUUGAAGAGGAGUUCCUCCUCCUGCCAGGAGACAAACCAAACUCUUUCAGCAAGCCAUGCAAAACUGAUACUGAAGCAACAAAGCUGAGAGUGGAACUAUGUGUUAAGGAUUUUCUGCUGAACUCUUGACUACCUGGAGCCCACUUUCAUUCUUCUUCAGCUGUUGGAGGAAGUUGUUUUGGCAAUGGGGAGGAAGAAGAUCCAGAUCACCCGGAUCGUAGAUGAGAGGAACCGCCAGGUGACUUUCAUGAAGAGGAAGUUUGGUUUGAUGAAGAAGGCCUAUGAGUUGAGCGUUCUUUGUGACUGUGAAAUCGCCCUCAUCAUCUUCAACAGCUCCAACAAGCUGUUUCAGUAUGCCAGCACCGACAUGGACAAAGUCCUACUGAAAUACACCGAGUACAAUGAACCCCACGAGAGCAGAACCAACUCUGACAUUGUAGAGGCCCUGAACAAGAAGGAGCACAGAGGCUGCGACAGCCCCGAUGCUGAUGCCUCCUACGUCCUCACCCCCAAUACUGAGGAGAAAUACAAGAAGAUUAAUGAAGAGUUUGACAACAUGAUGAAGAGUCAUAAAAUUCCCACAGGCCUCCCACAGCAGAACUUCAUGCAUGUAGCACCAGGCAGCAUGUUGUACGGCUCCGGUGCAGGAGGGGGAGGAGGAGCGACCUCCCAAGCUCUAGCUGCAGCCACAGCAGCUCUGGCUGACAGUGGGAUCCUCUCCUCGCCUCACACACACCUCCACAGAAACAUGAACUCACCACAUAGACCUUCCAGCACUGGGAACACAGGUGGCCUGCACAGCAGUUCUGAUCUGACUCUGCAAAAUGGGUCUGGACCAGUUGUGAACGGUUUUGUGGGCUCACCUGGUGGAAGCAGCUUGGGGAAGAUUAUACCACCCAAAUCUCCUCCUCUUCCACCUCCUGGGAACAGCCUGGUCCCUACCAGCCGCAAGACAGACCUCCGGGUGGUCAUCCCUCAGUCCAAAGGAAUGAUGCAAACACUGAGUAACCAGAGGCUGAGCAGCAGUCAGUCCAGCCAGCCUCUGUCCACCCCAGUGGUCUCCAUCACCACACCCAGUCUGUCUCACCAGAGUCUGGUCUACUCCGGCAUCAGCUCGGCCUACAACAAUGAUUACUCCCUGAACAGUGCAGAGCUGUCAGGUUUCAGCUCCCCUGCAGGCCCCUCUUUGGGCUCCAUGGCGGCAUGGCAGCAACACCAGCUGGGCUCACUGGGGUCGGGGACGUCCAGUCUCUCCAUCAGCACCAAUCACAAUAUCAACAUCAAAGCCGAGCCUAUCUCCCCGCCCCGCGACCACCUCAGCCAAUCAGGCUACAUGACUCAGGCUCAUCCCCCUCCUCAUCAUCACUCCUCCACCUCUUCAUCCAACAGAGCAGAGAUGGGGAGGUCUCCUGCAGACAGCAUCAGCUCCUCCUGCAGCUCCCACGAGGGUGGCAGUGACCGGGAGGAGCAGCAGCGCCAGGACUUCCACUCGCUCCCUGCGAGUCGGACAGAGAGUCCGUCAGUCAAGCGAAUGCGAAUGGACAGCUGGGUGACAUAAACCCUUUAGUCACGUGACGACACGACACCAGGGCAAACACAGGAAGGACACUGUUAUGAAAAUGAAAUGUGGAUUUUAUUGAUGUGUUAUUUUUUAUUAAGCUAUUUCUGUUUGUUUGUUUGUUGUUUUCUCAGAUUUUUCAGAAGGGUUUUGCAAAAUUAGUCUGAAAAAAAUCCAGAUCUGUCAGAAUCAUUUCAUUAACUUUCAGAAAAUCUUCAGUGGUAAAACACAACAGGCCGUCCUUUUUAAAAUAUAAAUCUUUUAAGCAUCACAGACUGAUAAUGUGGGUCCAAUUGCAGUACAAUCUAUCCCUCUCUUAUUCAGUGGGAUGCAGUGCAGUUCACAGGAGAAGAGAAAAUGUCUCCCUCUGGGUGUCACCCAAUUCAUUUCCGAUAUUCUCAGGGUUCGAAACAUUGAAUGAGUCAAACAUGAAAGCAAUACUUCCCCCGCAUCACCCCUGUUACUGCUCUUUAUAAAGACACUUAUUUAUAUCAGCCAUAGCAGUAUGCUGUUUUUAUGUUGUUUGUGUGUGUUUUUAUAUUUUGCACAGAAUAAGACAAUAUUUCAUUCAGAUUUGAAACUGAAAGCCAUGGACACUUGUUCUGUAUGUACUACCGAAAUGUGUCGUUUUGUUUUGUAUAUACCAUCUUUAAUAUAUAUCACUUUUUGGUGUAACUAUA